This is a messenger RNA of Prosopis cineraria, 837 nucleotides long. Its product is annotated as basic leucine zipper 43-like. Gene Ontology annotation, biological process: regulation of DNA-templated transcription. The record is from RefSeq and is a predicted model, not a curated record. Bases 79 to 591 code for a protein of 170 amino acids. Gene Ontology annotation, molecular function: DNA-binding transcription factor activity. The transcript has a single exon. NCBI's taxonomy places the organism in Eukaryota, Viridiplantae, Streptophyta, Magnoliopsida, Fabales, Fabaceae.
CUUCACAAAUACUUCCAGUAAAUCAUCCUUCUUUAACAUUCAGAUAUCAUUUAUCAUCUUCCUGUAAAUUUUGCAGCCAUGAUCCCUACUAAGAUCAGAGGAACAUCAGACAACCCAUUCUUAACCCCACAAAACAUCACCACUUUUCUUCCCAACAACCUUUUCUCAAACUUCGACAUCACCAGCCUCCUUGGGUCCACCCAUCAUCAUCAUCUUCUGCUGAGUGAGCUUAAUAAUAAUCUUGUUCCUUCUUCUUCAACCUCCGAUGAAGCUGAGGAGAAGCAGACAAGCAUGAUCGAUGAGAGGAAGCAGAGACGAAUGAUAUCCAACAGAGAGUCAGCUCGAAGGUCGAGGAUGAGGAAACAGAGACACAUAGACGAGCUUUGGUCGCAGGUUGUCAGGCUCAGGACAGAGAACCAUAACCUUGUUCAUAGACUCAACCACGUGUCUGAGUCCCAUGAUAGGGUUCUUCAGGAGAAUGCUAAGCUAAGAGAAGAAGCUUCUGAUCUUCGCCAAAUGGUCGCAGAUUUGCAGAUUGGCUCUCCUUUUGCCAACACCCUCGCGGAUUUUGAUGACUUCUCAGAUUUCUAGGAACGUUAACAUGAACAACCACAGAGACAAAAAUGCAUCAAAAUUUCGUAUUUUGUUUCUAUGUCGUGUCUAUGAUGAUGAUCUGUAUCAGUAUCACUCUGUUUCUGAACUGUUUUGGGCUGAAUGAGUUUUACAAAUAGGUUAUCCAAUAACAGCUCCAUGUACGUGUUCUGCUUUCCCUGAUCUUUUUUCUUUGUAAUUUCUGGGUCUCUCAGUGAAACCAUCAAAUUUUGGUUAUGUUUACAA